GGCGCUUUAUUCACGUCACUAGGAAGCAGUUGCCGCCCACCUUUUCGAAGACGGGAAGCAGCCUUUGGACAUUGUUGCACGCAGGAGGAAAUUGGCAGUGACGCCUGGCGUUAACAUUUCCUUAAUUGAAAAGUGAAGUCUCUGUACAGUUAGAUUUCUGUUUUGGAUUACAUGGCGUGGCGAGGGGCGUUGCGGCUUGUGGUCCCCCAGCUAUGGAAGAUGACAAGGCGUGCAGUCACUGGACCUCUGUGGACACGGCAGAGUGCAAGCAUCUGGCUGCAACGCUUGCCCCUUUUUCUCCAGAGGCAGCAGCUACGGGCUCUCAGCUGCCCCAGCGGCCCAGACACUACCGUCACAUAUGAGAAGCUGAAGCAGACAAUGGCUUCACCCGAGCGAGGCACUACGGUUGUGGACGUCCGCGAACCCUGGGAGUUACGAGAAUACGGUCGAAUUCCGGGCUCCUUAAAUGUGCCACUGGGUCAAAUAGAAGAAGCUUUGAAACUGGACCCAGAAGACUUCAAACAGAAGUAUGGUGAAAAAAUGCCAUCGAAGUCGGACCAUAUUAUUUUUUCUUGUCUGGCUGGAGUCCGAAGCCAAAAAGCUCUUGAAACCGCUACCUCUUUAGGAUAUACAAAAGUUCAGCAUUACCCUGGAGGAUGGGAUGAAUGGGUAAAGACUGAAACAUCUGGGAAAAAAAAUUAAUACUACAAUGGGAAACAAAUUUUGUUUGAAAACCAAUCAAAACCAAUUAAAUGGUUUAUCUUAAACUACCAAAAGUUGAACAAAUGUAAUUUUUUGUUGUAUUUAAUAACAUUUGCAUUGGCCAAACACUGAAUGCAUUUAUAAUAUUUUACUAUGUAUACUAAAGUGUAAAAUGCUUAAUUUGUUUAAGUCUUGCAGAAAAGUUUGUUCUUCUAAUAACUAUUUAUUUUUUUAUCUGAUCUAUUGCUGUUAAUAAAAUGUUUUUGUGUAAAUUUCA
Molecule: messenger RNA, 979 nt
Organism: Erpetoichthys calabaricus (reedfish)
Lineage: Eukaryota; Metazoa; Chordata; Cladistia; Polypteriformes; Polypteridae
Gene: tstd3
Product: thiosulfate sulfurtransferase like domain containing 3
Exons: 4
Coding region: 172-702 (176 amino acids)
Cellular component (GO): mitochondrion
Molecular function (GO): thiosulfate-cyanide sulfurtransferase activity
Source: RefSeq, a predicted model, not a curated record